Messenger RNA from Oldenlandia corymbosa var. corymbosa, 641 nucleotides. The record is from the annotation of a GenBank genome assembly. NCBI's taxonomy places the organism in Eukaryota, Viridiplantae, Streptophyta, Magnoliopsida, Gentianales, Rubiaceae.
CCAUUUCUCAAGAAACUUUCUUUCCUAGCUCUCUUCCAUGCACUCAUUCAAUUGAGAGGCAUAUCUAGUAGCUUUGUAGUUCGAAAACGAAAUAGCCAUGGCAAAAUCCAUUACCCACAAAAACUUUCUUCUGUGCUACUUCCUCCUAAUGUUGGGUCUUUCUGUUCCCAUUUCUGGUACAAAAUACACUGUCCCUUGGGACAACCUGGAUCUUAACCUUACCCUUUAUCCUGUUGGGAAGAAAUUUCAUGUUGGUGAUAUCCUCGAGUUCAAGUAUGCUACAUUUUCCAGUGCUGUUUUCGUCGUUGAUCUGAUUGGUUUUGCUGAUUGUGAUCAUAGUAAAGGAUACAUUGCUGAUGCCGCAUUGUCUGGGGACACUUUCGUAACUCUAAACCAAACCGGUUUUAUGUACUUCAUUUCCUUCUUUGAACAGUGUAUCACGGGGAUAAAACUCGUAAUCACCGUCUCCUGAAUUAUCAGGAGUAUGUAACCAUGUUCCAAAAUGAUUGUCAUAUUUAGUUAUUUCUUUUAGUAAAAUUCGAAAUGAAAGUGUAACUUCGAACUUAACAAAUCAUUUGGGAUGAGGGGGAUUUAAAUAUAAAUAAAAGAUUCCUUCUGGGGGAUUUCUUUUGUUGAUGUUC